AUGUCAUCAAACCAGAUUCCAGUGGGUGAUCUUCAUUGCCAAAAAGAUACAUACAGCAAAGUAUGCAUCACAAAAUGUAUAAGCUGUUCUGAAAAACCCAACAAGAAAGGAUUUUAUGAAGUCAAACUUCAUGACACUGUUAUAUUUCCUGAAGGAGGAGGACAGCCUAGUGACACGGGAAUGAUUGAUAAUAUAAAGGUGUAUGAGGUUCAGCGUAAAAAGUUGGAACACAUCCACUUCACCAAGGAACCCGUGCCUGUCAACAAAGAAGUUGAAGUGACUUUAGACUGGAACCGCCGUUGGGAUCAUGUUCAACAGCACAGUGGCCAACAUUUAUUGAGUGCUGUUCUUGAGAAGGAACCUUAUAAUAUGGAAACAUUAUCAUGGAACCUUGGACCUGCCAAAUGCUAUGUAGAGCUUAGCACAAAGAACACAAAGACCCUCGGUGCUGAACAACUGGCAACAUUGGAAUCUCGAGUGAACGAUCUGAUUCUCGAAGAACUACCAAUGGAAUGUCAUGUAGAGGCUAACACGGGCGACGGACGUCCUGAUAGUCUUCCGGCUGAUUAUGUAGGCGGAGGAUCGAUCCGAACAAUUACAAUUGAAGGACUGGACACCAACCCUUGCUGUGGUACCCAUGUACGCCAUCUAGGUCAUCUCCAGGUCCUCAAGCUGCUCCAUGUUGAGAGUGCACGUGGAGGAAACAUCAAGCUGUUCUUCUUGUUCGGACAGCGUGUACUUGAUACUCUUGACGUGGCCUACAAGACCAGUCGUCAAGUGACUUCAAUCCUCUCUGUACCCCAAGAGCAGUUUGUGGAAAAUAUCACGAAAUUGCAACAGCAAACCCGCGCUUCUCAAAAGCAAAUCAAACGUCUUAUGACAGAAUUGGCUGGCCACACUGCCACUGAAGUCAAACUCCAAUUAAAAUCUCAGCCAUAUGGAUUUGUUUAUCGUCCAGACGGAGACAUGGAUUUCUUGGUUGAUAUUGCCUCUGCCCUCAAGGACACGGAUGAUAUCAAAGACAAAGUUGUUGUAUUGGCGGCAGGCGAGAAACAGACAGGCGGACAAAUGCUUAUUACAGGUGGAUCAGAAGAAAUCGUCCAAAAGACUGCAAAGGCUCUUCUUGCUGCAUUUCCUGAUCUCAAAGGAGGAGGCAAGGCUCGCUGGCAAGGAAAGGCUAAAUCAUGGAAAACCAUUGACACUUUAGAUACCCAUCUUAAAACAUUAUUUAAAUAGAAGUCGUUUAUUAUUAUUAUUAUUAUUAUUAUUAUUAUUAUUAUUCGCUGUACGUUUUAGCUGUAUGAAGAUUAAUUUUUAUAUAUAUUAAUUGGUUUAUUAAUGAU
Phycomyces blakesleeanus NRRL 1555(-) is the source of this 1343-nucleotide messenger RNA. RefSeq lists its product as hypothetical. Gene Ontology annotation, biological process: tRNA aminoacylation; regulation of translational fidelity. The coding region runs from base 1 to 1236 and encodes 411 amino acids. The transcript is spliced from 4 exons. NCBI's taxonomy places the organism in Eukaryota, Fungi, Mucoromycota, Mucoromycetes, Mucorales, Phycomycetaceae. The record is from RefSeq and is a predicted model, not a curated record. Gene Ontology annotation, molecular function: aminoacyl-tRNA ligase activity; ATP binding; Ser-tRNA(Ala) deacylase activity.